Messenger RNA from Phragmites australis (common reed), 1132 nucleotides. RefSeq names its product NADPH-dependent aldehyde reductase-like protein, chloroplastic. Gene Ontology annotation, molecular function: oxidoreductase activity. The transcript has a single exon. Lineage: Eukaryota; Viridiplantae; Streptophyta; Magnoliopsida; Poales; Poaceae. The coding region runs from base 104 to 934 and encodes 276 amino acids. The record is from RefSeq and is a predicted model, not a curated record.
UUGAUCCGUCUCGCACACUUGCAUCUGUUUAUAAAAACGGCUCGAUGCCUCCAAUCACUUGCACAUCCAAGCCGUAAUCAGAACAGAUGAUAGCGAGUUCCCGAUGAGCAAUCCACCUCACGAGCUGCGCCUCACCAGCGGUGAUGUCCCCUCUCGCCCGGCCCCCGGCGAACAGCCACUUCACGGCCGGGUGGCCAUCGUGACGGGCGGCUCUGGCGGCAUCGGCGCCGCGGUCACCGCGCACCUGGCGUCCCUCGGCGCUCGCGUCGUGGUCGGCUACGUCGGCGACUCGGCCCUCGCGGACCAGCUCGUCGCGUCGCUCAACUCGGCACCGGGCCCGGGGCCGCGCGCCGUCGCGGUGCAUGCGGACGUGUCCGACCCCGCGCAGGUGGCGCUCCUGUUCGACGCGGCGCAGGCGGCGUUCGGCCCCGACCUGCAUGUCCUGGUGGCCGCGGCGGGGGUGCAGGACGCGGCGUACCCGUCCAUCGCGGACACGACGCCGGAGCAGUGGGACCGCGCGUUCGGCGUGAACACGCGCGGCUCCUUCCUGUGCUGCCGCGAGGCAGCGCUGCGCCUGGUGCGCGGCGGCGGGGGGCGCAUCGUCACCUUCUCGUCGUCCAACGUGGGGUCGCUGAGGCCAGGGUACGGCGCGUACGUGGCGACCAAGGCGGCCGUGGAGGCGAUGACCAAGGUACUGGCCAAGGAGCUCGCCGGGACGGGGAUCACGGCCAACAGCGUCGCGCCGGGGCCGGUUGCCACGCCGAUGUUCUACGCAGGGAAGUCCGAGGAGCGCAUAAUGGCAGUCGCAGGUGAGUGCCCCAUGGGGCGGAUCGGCGAGCCAAUGGAUGUGGCGCCGGUGGUGGGCUUCCUCUGCACCGAUGCCGCCGGCUGGAUCAACGGCCAAGUCAUUCGUGUCAACGGUGGCUACGUCUAAGCCAAGUUGUGAACUCUAGACAGGUUACACAAAAAUGUCAGGUUCCAUGUUCACUCGUUGAGUGUUCGUGCAGCUAUGGUUAUGGAUGGAAAAAUAAUUAAUUACUUAUCAACCAGAAAUAAAUGGCAAAUUUGGGAAUUUAGACAACAUACGUGGCCGUAUUUGCGAAAUUAGACAACAUGUCGACGUAUUUGUAAA